Mytilus trossulus (common blue mussel) is the source of this 642-nucleotide messenger RNA. Its product is annotated as hemagglutinin/amebocyte aggregation factor-like. NCBI's taxonomy places the organism in Eukaryota, Metazoa, Mollusca, Bivalvia, Mytilida, Mytilidae. Gene Ontology annotation, biological process: collagen fibril organization. The transcript is spliced from 4 exons. The coding region runs from base 14 to 541 and encodes 175 amino acids. Gene Ontology annotation, cellular component: extracellular matrix. The record is from RefSeq and is a predicted model, not a curated record.
ACUGAGAAGUAAAAUGGAAAUACUGAUUCCUCUUUUUAUUAUAAUAUUUACGCUGCAUUCAGCCAAUGGUUAUAACUGGGCAAAUACGUACGACAAACCAUUUGAAUUUGUAUGUCCAGCCGGAACAGCUAUCUCUGAAAUACACAGUGAACACGACAAUCAUCACGAGGACCGUAUAUUUGCAUUCCAGUGUCGAGUAACGGAAAUAAAACAGCACACUUUGUGUCAUUGGUCUUCGUACGCCAACGACUUCGACCAGUUUUUCAGUUACCAGUGUGCCAAUCAUGGAUUUAUCACAGGCAUACAGAGUUACCAUGACAAUGGUCAUGAAGACAGAAAAUUCAAAUUCCAUUGUUGCGAAAUCCAAGAAAUGGAUCUUUCUGAAUGCUACUACACCAAUCCAAACCCUUUUGAUGCUACGUUUACGACAACAGUUCCAGAGAAUUUAGUUUUCCGUGGUGUAACAAGUUCACACAACAAUCACCAUGAAGACAGAGAAUUCAGCUGGGAGGUGUGUAGACUGAAAAAUCGUUACGAGUAGCGAGUGCUAUGCUUGAUCCCCACAAUCCAGUAAAGUUUGGUUUAAUUAUGCCCAAGUUGGCUAUUUAUAUUUUAAUAAAUGAGAUAUUGUCAAAAGUUGGA